This is a messenger RNA of Photinus pyralis (common eastern firefly), 2726 nucleotides long. RefSeq names its product odorant receptor Or2-like. Bases 602 to 1807 code for a protein of 401 amino acids. The record is from RefSeq and is a predicted model, not a curated record. Gene Ontology annotation, biological process: sensory perception of smell; detection of chemical stimulus involved in sensory perception of smell. The transcript is spliced from 7 exons. Gene Ontology annotation, molecular function: odorant binding; olfactory receptor activity. Gene Ontology annotation, cellular component: plasma membrane. NCBI's taxonomy places the organism in Eukaryota, Metazoa, Arthropoda, Insecta, Coleoptera, Lampyridae.
CUCUCCAAUCAACAACUGAACUGAACUAUAUCAAUAUUUAUCAUGCACCAAAACACGUGCGUUAAUUAAUUUCGCCUGAUAAAAGCAAGCAAUUUGACCAGAUGUGUUUUACUUCUAACACUAUCUAAAUUGAAUAUAUUACAAAAGCGAUAAAAUUAAAACGAAGAAUUACGCAUCUAACAUUUCUAAAAAGAAAAACCAAAUACGUUAAAACAAAUUCAAAUGAAGCAAACUUUGAGCUUAUUUCGUGAAUAAUCCCCAAGAUUUACUUAAUAAAUUGAAAUAUUCUCAUACACGGGAUGUUCCGUGAUCAUUUUUGGCGCUUAGACCGAAAUAACAUCUAGAAAAAGUUUAACACGUUUAAAAACCGCACUUGCGGUUCCCAUACAACAUUUUUACUUUACUUUCAUCAACCCUCUUUGACCUAGUUAUCACACUUUUCAAUUAUUAAAAAGAAACUUGAAAAUUUCCUAAAUAUGAGUAGGUACAUACACGCUACUUAAAACUUCUCAGCAAACCUCUAAAAAGUUUUACAAAAGUAUUUUAUAAUUAAUUAGCCCGACAUGUAAAAAAAUAUGUAUCCCCUCAUUCUGCAAGCACCAUGGCUGAAGAUCAGUAUGAGUUACCUGAAUACUAUUUCAAAUAUCAGACCGGCCUCUUACGUCUUGUCGGCGUUGAGCUCAAGGAUAGGGACGAGACACCUCGCUAUCGGAUUUAUUCGAUAAUUACGCUAAUCUGUACGUUGGGUUAUGUUAUCAUCGAGACUCUCGAGUUGUUUUACCACGACAGUUUCGAUGCAGUGACCCACGUUUUGGAUUUCGUAAUCAGUCACGAUUUGGGAAUGGUUAAGGUGUUGGUUGUGUAUAAAAAUAGGCAGGCGAUCGGCGACUUGCUCAGAUCUCUUCACGAAGGCGUUUUUAAGCCAAACAUGGAACGGGGGGGAGUUUUUGAGAAAAAAUCCAUACAUGAAACGUACAAACGAAACCACUUCUUGAUAUUGGCAUACAGCUGGAUAAUGACGGCCGGUUAUGGUUUGGCCGUCGCAACUUGUAUAUUUGUACGAAUCACCCAACGUUCAGAAAUGUGGAAGAUGCCUUUCUCACUUAUAACCAUUGUGGAUACCUCCUAUACUCCCGCGUUCGAAAUUGCGGUCGUCUUUCAAUGUUGGGGAGUAUUUCUGAUCACUGUCUGCACGGUUGGCGUGGACGUCCUAAUUGUCUCAAUAAUUGCCCAAAUUAGCGCGCAAGUGAAAAUUUUGGAAAACGCGAUUAGAACUUAUAUUGAGAGGGGGAUAAAGGACGCGGAAAAGAACAAUUUAACGUCGGAACAAUCCGUGCACAACACUUUGAGGGAAACCAUCUUCAGUCAUCACCUCACCUUGUUGGAUACUGUUUCAAAAGUGGAAGACAUGUGCUGCUACUUGAUUUUGUGCAUAUUCGUCUCCAAUUCAACUUUGCUUUGCUUACUGUUGUACAAGUCGUCAUUGUACCCGCUUAACAGCUCGUUCUUCAUCAUGUUCGCCAUAUAUUAUUUCGUGAUCGCUCUCCAGGUGUUUAACUUUUGCUGGUGGGGAAACGAGUUGACAGUCGCAAAUGAAUCGUUGGCGCUGGGCGUUUCACAGUCAUAUUCAGCUGACGAACCGACGUCCCACGCCAUGGCGCUCAAACUGAUGAUGAUUCGAACGCAAAGGACGCUUUCUUUAUCAGCAGGAAAAUUUGCUCCGUUGUCACUAGAAACCUAUAAAGCGCUUAUGAAGGCUUCGUUUUCUUAUUUUAUGGUGUUGAGGCAAGUUAAUGCAGAAGAAUAAACUACCUACUCUUUGAGACCCGCUCGAUUUACUUUAAAGGGGUCUCAAAUGUAUUAGCAAGCAACAUAGUUUAGGCACAGUUGCACAUGACGUGUAAUAAUUAUCAUUUCCAAACGUCUGUUCGAAUUUUUUUCAUUACGCACGGGUGUAGGUAAUGGGUACUAAUAUAUCAUGUCUCUAAAUUGAAAGAGUUGCAAAUAGGAUGCAAUAUUGCUUCUGAUUCUCCCUCGAGUAGCUUUUCCGAGGAUUAAAAUGCAGAAGUCAUAUUUUUCUUAUCCAUUUUGUCUAUAGCGUAGAAAGAUACUUUAGAAAAUAAAGGACACACAUGCAUAAGUGGCUAUUUAUACAAAAUUUUUAUUGUUAGUCUAGUCCGAUUGGUUAACAUUGAAAAAUUAUCCAAUGAAGUUCAUCAAUUUUAUGCCAUGGUCACAGUUAAAGUGGUACAUGAGGUAUUGUAGCAAAUAUUCCAGAAAUCUCAAUAGAGAUCGAGGCGCCAUGAAAGAUUAGUGAUCGGCGAUAAAGAACUAAGGCGGAUGUGACGCAAUCUUUUCAGGAAAUAUGACGUGCUUUGUCCUAGAAGACUCGCGACCCGGGAAGCAAAUCGAAUUGCGUUUCAAGAUAACCGAGGCGCAGUGGUUGCGCUCACUUUUCUGCUAUUUGGGAGGUUGUAGGUUCGAAUACCGGUGGCGACUGUUCUGGUCUGAGGUUUUCCUCAGACGUGCGUAGCUUGUUGAAAUCCACGAGGCUCUUUCAACACCCUAACUCUUGUUCCCAUCCAUAAUUUUACCUAUUCUUACAUUCCCGUUUUCUGACCGAAGAGGCUGUGGCAAGUGGCAAGCUUGAUCAGCCCGCCUCUGUGUCAGGGAUGUCGGAGGAAUGAAACACGAUGACCUUUACCUUUCAGAACAGUUCCAAUUUC